AUGUGGAGCGGCCAAUUUAAGGACUGUGCUAUCGCCGAACGUGCCUGCUUAUCGCCGUGUGGCUCGGCCGCAGCCAACGUUGACUUCAUCCGGGACUCACCCCGACAACUCCCCUUCCUAGAGUGUUACCUCUCUCCUGAUUGCACUGCAUACGGCGCGCUCGGUCUACUUACCAUGCUCCGUCAACCUCUCCUCGCCCUGCGCACCGCGCACCCACCCGUAUCAGGACGAUCACACCCACCGGCGCACCUCCAUACCCUUUCACGCUCAGUCCGAAACCCGCCUCAAAACCCUCUACGAUGGAAACCUACCCUGAAAUUCCACCAAACACCCCUACGACCCCAUCUUCAACAUUCAACACUACCAUACGCUCGCCACCCCUUCAGCACAACCCACCCCUGCGCGCGCAACACCUACAACCGCUUCAACCCGUCGUCCGGCCGAGCAAGCCUAUUCCAUACCCUCCUCGCCCGCUCAAAACCCCACCACUUCGUCCUCAUCGGCCUCGGUCUCUCUGGCUUGUACCUUUACAACACAGACGUAGUUGAGAUGACCGGCCGGCGGCGCUUCAACUGCGUCUCGCACGCCGCAGAGCUGAAAAUGGGCGCGCAGAGUUACCGGGAGGUGCUAGCCCAGUCGCGCGGCCGCGUGCUGCCUGAUGAUCAUCCACUGGCGCAGAUGGUGGAUCGGGUAUUAAGGAGGCUGAUCCCACAGGCGCCGAUUGAAGGCGCCGAUUGGAGGGUGCAUGUUAUUAUGGAUGACGGGAAUGCGAAUGCUUUUGUGCUUCCUGGUGGAAAAGUUUUCGUGUACACGGGCAUCCUGCCCAUAUGCGAGGACGAGGAUGGCCUUGCCGCAGUGCUGGGUCAUGAGAUUGCGCACGUUGUGGCGCGGCAUCCGGCCGAGCGGAUGAGUACGAGUAUUUUGACGCUGGGCACGGUGUUCCUUAUCUCGUUGCUGUUUGACGUGUCUGGGCAGCUGUCGAGCAUGCUGGUAAAUCUUAUGUGGAGUUUGCCGAAUUCGCGGACGCAGGAGGCUGAGGCAGAUAAUAUUGGACUGAUGAUGAUGGCUAAGGCUUGCUUCAAUCCUGAGGCUGCUGUCAAACUAUGGCACCGGAUGCAACAACGGGAGAAAUCUGCUCCGCCGCAAUUCAUGUCCACCCACCCUUCAAGUUAUAAUCGCGAGGAAGCUAUUCGAGGAUGGCUCGAUAAAGCCGAGACUAUCUACGCAGAUAGUGGAUGCAGUACUUUUGGGCAAUACAUGCCUAGCUUUAAGAAAGCGUAUCGCUCGCAGAGCUCAUAUGGCUGGUGA
This is a messenger RNA of Penicillium canariense, 1308 nucleotides long. RefSeq names its product M48 family metallopeptidase. Gene Ontology annotation, molecular function: metalloendopeptidase activity. Gene Ontology annotation, biological process: mitochondrial protein processing; protein quality control for misfolded or incompletely synthesized proteins. The coding region runs from base 1 to 1308 and encodes 435 amino acids. The transcript is spliced from 9 exons. Gene Ontology annotation, cellular component: mitochondrial inner membrane. The record is from RefSeq and is a predicted model, not a curated record. Lineage: Eukaryota; Fungi; Ascomycota; Eurotiomycetes; Eurotiales; Aspergillaceae.